AGUGAAGAAAGUUGUAGAAUUUUCUGAGCGCACUGGUCACUGCAAAUGUUUCAAGGCUGAAGCUUUCAAUACUUCAUGUUCUCUUUCCUGUGAUGCCUUUUGCACUGUGUGGUAUUGUUUCUGCUUUGUUCAUAGAUUGUGAAGGCAUCUGUAUAUUUUCUCUUCUACAGGAAUCAGUAAAGGUCUGCCAUGUUAUAGAGCUGAUGCCCUGGAACUGAAGAUUUGCCUUAAGCUUCUCCUGUACCGUUUCCCUGUUUCUCUCUCUGCUAUAGAAAAUGGCUUCAGGCAGUCUUUUGUCUGAUACACGCACCAGAUAACCAGAUCUGGCAGAUGCUUGAAAUCUCAAUAUUUGAAUUGAGAAACACUAUAACAGAACUGGAAAAAAGGCUUAGCAGUGUUGAAGAUGAAGGUAAUGAGUGGAAAACCAGAUACGAGACACAGGUAGAAUUGAAUAGACAGCUGGAAAGACAAAUUAUUAAACUUCAAGACAAGAUGCAGCUUGUUCGUGGAAAUCCAACAGGUAGAAAUAAAUUGUGCUCUGUUCGUACCUUUGAUCGAAUGCCUGUGGGUUCCUUAAAGCAGAUUCUUAAGCAACUAGAAGAAGAGAAGAAAAGUCUCCAGAACCAGCUAAAAGACUAUGAACUUAGACUGGAACAAGAAGCAAAGGCUUACCACAAAGCCAAUGAUGAGCGGCGCAUGUACUUCUCAGAGAUCUUGCAGACCUCAGCUACGCUUAAACUUUUUGAAAGGCAAAAACCAGAUGCAAUGGCAGAGAAGAGAGAAAGCCAGAUACUGAGAGGAAGGUGCAGUGUUCCAGGGAAUCAGAAGACGGUUGAUCCCAAAGAAGGAGCAAUUAAAAAGACUGUAGGAGUGAAGCAGCUUCCAAAACUAAAGGGCUGAUUUAAUGCUCUUGCCAAGAACUUCCAAUCACUUUUAUUCAUGUUUUUAUGUAUUUAACUGGAAGUUUCUGAAUUGAAAGCGAACAUACUUGUGCCAUAUUAUGAUAACAAACCCAGACUGGCAUGUCUUCUUGGCAGCCUUAGAGUAAGUGUUAUGCUUUGCCUAGCGGAAUUCUUCCUCUAGUUGCCAUCUUUGUUCUGGUAUCUCUGACCCUUUCCAUUCCGCUUCUCGUCUGUGAUUCUGGGCGUCAGGGAGUUGGGAGGCUUGGAGAACAUUUAAUUUCUUCACCAGCUAGAUCCUUAGACUCUUUGGCUGCACAGCAGCCAUUGAGAACAGCCUCUAACAUUUUUGACCUCUCAAAUGAGAGGAAAAAGGAAGAGUGAUAUAACCUGAAAUGUAGUCUCACUACCCAAAAUAGUAAAUCUCUGAAAAUUGCAUCCAGGAGGCACCCCCAUUCAGUAUAGCAACAAAGUGAGUCUCUCAAAUAGUCUGAUGUUGGGAUAGCUGAACAUUCUUUCAUAUGGCAUUUUAAAAAUUGUUUUUUAAAAAAUCCAACAGCAUAGUUUACUAACCAGUCUGAUUUAUUACCUGAUGUUGUACAGUCCCUUUGCUCUAUGAAAUUGUGUUAUAUUCCAUGAGCUUUCUUAAACCAGCACAGACGGCAAGCCAGCUCCAGAUUGAGCUUUUUUAAAAACUGGCUUGCCACAGAACCCAUGUUGACUACCUUCUUCUGUUUGCAUGGUUUAGAAGCACAUUGCCAUUUCCAGCUACUUUAGGCACUAGUUAUGGGGAGAAAUGAAAGAAAAAUUGAACAUUUUUAAUUGAGGAUUGUUCAGAGCAUAUCUUGUGGAGGAGUUGUUUGUUUUAAACACUACAUAUGCAUUAUGUUUCCUGAUAUGGGUAUGCUACUAUUUGAAAUUUGAACUCUCAGAUGAAUGUUUUUAUCCGCAGUCUGGCUUCCAUAAAAAUCUCUUCAGUGGGACUGAUCCGCAUGUUCUCAGAUUUCAAAGUAAUCUCUUCAAGGAACAGCAGAACUACUUUGUAUUUUCAUUCUCAAGCAUGUAAUCAUUAUUGCAGUUUAAUUACCUACAACAUAUUAGUCAUUAAACUUUGGUAGAAUUUUUUUAAAUGGCAACAGAAACAAUGUUUUGGUAAUAAAGCUUCAAACCUCUGGGUUACACCUUAAAAGCUCUUGGCAGAGCAAAUGGGAUUGAUCAGCUGUCCUUUACUAUUUUUAAGAGCAUUUCUAGCUCUUUGCAGUAUGUAAUAAAGCUUUUUGUCUCUUUAAGAGCAAUACUAAUAGUUCCUUAUUACUGGCAGCAUUAAAGUGAGGUUGUAAUUAAACUGUUACAAAAAGAUCAAUGAUGUCAUUCUAAAAUGCAAGGAAAGAAGACCUGCAGGAUUGUACAGCGUAUUCAUUGCGGAAACCCCAUUUUUUUCUCCCACAUAGGAUGAGACUAUAACAGAUACUUAUGAUAUUACCAUAAUGCACCUGGUAUCAUUCUUUCAUAAGCAGGCUGGUCUGCCUGGCCAUUUUUUUGCCCGCAGUCACCACUGAAAGCACAGCACAGCUGAUUAGGCUAGCACUCUUCUGUUCCUAUUUUUCACAUGGAAAGUUUCCAGAUUUGGAUUGUGUUGGCAUUUGUCAUUGUGGAGAAGGGGAGAGAAAAAAAUCACUGUAAUGGGUCCAUUGGCAUGAAAGACAAGGGACAUCUGCAGUAGUGAAGGUUAUCCAGUUCUUGGAUUCAUGCAGCAGAAGGUUCUUACUCCUGUCGCUGAAUCAAAUGUAAUAGUCAAUGCAUUCAGCUCCAGUCCCUCUAACACCUUGAAAGAACCAGAAACUUUGCAUGAACAUGGCAGAACAACAUUUGUUCACAGCAGGAGACGUGAACACCUCCAUCAGGAGUAGUGCUCACUGAAGUAACAGUUUUGAAACUUAAAAAGAGACAUUUAUUGCGUUUGGUACUGUAAUGACCAGGGGAGAGGAGACAGCUAGGUCCUUCUUAGUUCCUGUUUCAGCUUGCCAGAACAAGCUCAGAAUUUGAAACUCAGUUGUAUGGUAAUUACUUAAGCCUUAAAAUUUAUAUUUCACCAUUUUAAUUAUGUGUCCAGCUAUAGUGUUCGCUAUGCAAAAUGGUCAUAGCUCUGUGCUCUUACUAUUUAAAUUAGUUUGCAUUUCAUUUUCCUCUUGUCUUUCUGAACAUAAGGGCACUCCAGAUGACUAAAUGUGGUGACUCAAGUUUCUUUGUAACAGGAAAAAGGUAGUUCUUGGUUUCAGAAGUGUUAUUUCUUUUGACCUGAACAAAACUUUUGCACUGUUAUGUUUUUUUCUAAUAGCUUUCCCAAACCAUGUUGGAGUUUGUGUUUUGUUUUAUUUUCUGGGAGGAUGGACAGGUAUUUUGAAAUCCCUGGAUUUUUUUGGUGAAAGUUUUUCUCACUAGUAUUCUGCUGUGCUAUGAAAUGUUUUUUGUUUAUGUUUGAAGCAAUGAAUAGUUGUGUAUCUGUACAUAAAAUCUCAAUGAGGAUUUGAACCCAUUUAGGAGUAAUGAAUCCUUCAGUGCACAGUAUGUACUAUUAUUCUCAUUUUAGACACGGAAAACUGAAUCACAGAGCUUGGCUUUUUAAACUUGGAAUGGGACUGUAGUGAAGUCUAGUCUUUCCCCUAAUUUAGUGAUAGGGUAAGCUUUUAUCGUAUUGCUAACUGCCAAAAGGUAUAUUCUGUCUCUUAAAGUCUCUGUGCAGAAAAUUCGAAACAGUGGACAAUCUAAAGAUAUGAAAGAGUAGUUGAAUUUCUGGUUGCUAUGGUCAGUAAGUGAAUGGAGGUAAAGAUAAGAGGGAGAUAGUACCAGAGUUGCAGGUUUGAAUAUAGCUAACUUCCUGCCUGUAGUACAGAGUGGAACUGGGAUUCCAGGCCUGCUCAUUGUAGGAUAAAUGCCCAUAAUUGAUGGACCAAGAAAUUUGAUCUCCUGACGCUUGGAAUUUGAGCGCAUGCUUCCUUUAUGUGGUUACUCAUGUAAGUCCACUGAUUUCAGAGGAGUCGUAACUUUGAAGUAACUGUGGCUUUUGAAGUAUUUACACUAUUGUUGCUGUAAAAUGUGAAUUAAAAAACUCAAAUGCUGGCAAGCAAACAUUUAUUAUUUCCCAAACUACCAUUCAUUUUUUAAGUCUCAUGGUUUAAGAGGGUAUUGAGUCAUGAUUUUUUCUUUUAAUAAAUCAGUAUCGCAGCACUGCAUUUAUCUCUAUGACAGAAUAAAAUUAA
Messenger RNA from Struthio camelus australis, 4159 nucleotides. Lineage: Eukaryota; Metazoa; Chordata; Aves; Struthioniformes; Struthionidae. The record is from RefSeq and is a predicted model, not a curated record.